CAUUGCCUUUGGCCCACUCACCAACACACACAAUGGCAGCGGGCGGCGUGGUUGAGCUGGAUGUCCUUGUCUCAGACCCCGUGCUGCUGAAUGCAGGCGUGUUCAACCUGUGGCUGCAGGGCGACACGAUGGACCAGGCACUCAAGUCGCGCUACACGCUCGAGAUUAGCACCCAGCUGACGACCGCCGUCAUUGUCAGCGACACGGCAGACCAGUACCAGCUGUUUGCCAUCCUCGAGCACUACCUCCACAACCCAAGGUACCUCGCAUCGCAGUCCAUCGUCCCGCUCGCGCCGAGCCUCCAGCAGACGCUUCUCGAUCGCUACUACUCGUUCGACGACGCCGUCGUCCGCGAACUCCUCGGCAAGAAGCUCUCCGCUCGUGUGCGCAAGGAUCUCGACGACGUCAGUGAAAAGGCAGACGUGUCGCUGCAGAACUGCCGGCGUCAGUUUGAUAACAUCAAGCGGAUAUCACGCGCCGUGGAAGACGCCGACGGCGGCUUGGAGGAGAACAUUCAGGCCAACUUUUUGUUAUCGCCCGAGACCACUCGAAAAUACGCGCGAAUCGUCUUCCUCUGCGGCAACCGGUUUGAGACAAACAAGAAAAAGCUCUCGCCUCUGACAUUUAGCGACUUUAUGCAGUUUGCGGCGGUCAUGAUGGAGAACUGGACUGUGAAAGGAGCUCCGCCCGGAGAAGACCUCGAUCCCAACUUCCUUCGGGACUUGCGCGAGCUUCGCGGUGUGCUCACCAACGACAAGGACGUUCUUGUCGAGCAGCGUCGAUUUGUGCAGCAAGAUAUGAUUCAAGGCAACGCGACCCUGUCGGCAACCGUCACAGAGACGUCGUCGUCGUUGACCGCCCUUGGCGGGCUCUCCAACCGCUCCUUGCCAGGGGUUGGCCUCGGCGGCUCUCAAUCCAACCUUGCUCCCGCGUCCGUGGUGGCGUCGCCGUGGGCCCGCAUGGGCGUUGAGGAACGGAGCGCGCUGUUUGAAAGGAAAAUGUUCCCACUCUUCAAAACAUUGCUCCGCAACCUCUUUGCCAUUGCGUCGGGCCUGUCCCAAAGCAAGGAACUUCGUGACAUUUUCAUCGAUCUUCUUGAAAAGUUUGUCGAGCCAUGUCGCGAGGCUGACUGGACUGUGGCCGAGCUCGAGGCCUUCUUGAGCUCCACCAUGCGAUCGUUCGAUCAUCUCGAGACUGUAAGUCGGGCCGUCCGAAGUCGGUACCAGCUCGUCUAUCGAAGAUACCUUGUUGUCGUGUCCCUGUGUACCACUCGCAUGCUGAAGCAAGUGUUGUAAAGAAAGAAAGAAACAAAAAAAAUUGAAACAAAUUAUUUGCCUUUGUUUCAUU
Messenger RNA from Capsaspora owczarzaki ATCC 30864, 1347 nucleotides. RefSeq names its product fibroblast growth factor intracellular binding protein. Lineage: Eukaryota; Filasterea; Ministeriida; Capsasporidae. The transcript has 3 exons. Bases 33 to 1295 code for a protein of 420 amino acids. Gene Ontology annotation, cellular component: nucleus. The record is from RefSeq and is a predicted model, not a curated record.